GCCGCCUGCCGACGCUCCUCUCGCGGUGGCGGCGGCCCGGCGAUCCCCGGCGCUCCCCGGCGCUCCCUGCCCGCUAGGCCUGCGGCUCCUGCGGCUCCUGCGGCUCCGGCGGGCUCCGGCGGGCUCCGGCGGGCCUGCCAGCCUCAGGCUCUGGGGUCGCCGUGGGGGCUCGUCUGCUAGAGCGAGGGCCUCGGGGCGGGGGCGCGGCCGCGUCUGGCCCGUCUCCUAGAUCCAUUCCCUGAGGGCAGGGAGCUUGUCUGCUAUGUUCAGGAUGGUUUCUCCAGGCCCUGGCACCUGGAAGCUGCUCCCACGGUGGUUCCGGACAGCCUCAUACUGAUGACCUCUCUUUCGAGGGCUGCAGAAGAGUAUUCCCUUCCCUCAGCAGAGCCAGCAGAAACUGUAAUCCUAGAGGCCCAAGUGACCCUCAGGACUGGCAGAAUGAAUGACUGGCUCAGGAUUUUUGACCAAAACGUGCUGGUCCCUCCCCACCUACAGAGAGCACGCCAGCCUUUAAAGGAAUCAACAGCAUUUCAGUGUGUCCUGAAGUGGCUUGACGGGCCACUAAUUAAGCAGGGAGUGCUGGAGGUGCUUUCGGAGGUGGGCUGCCAUCUGCGUGUGUCUCUCUUUGAUGUCACCUACCGACACUUUUUCGGGAGGACAUGGAAGACCGCGGUGAGGCCGGCUGAGCAGCUUUCCAGGCAGCCAUCCAGGAUCAUCUUUGAUGAGCCCUUGUACUUUCACACGUCCUUGAACCACCCUAACGUGGUGGCUGUGGUUGAGGUGGUCACCGAAGGCCGGAAGCAGGAUGGCUCUCUCCAGGCUCUGUCAUGUGGCUUUGGAAUUCUUCGGAUUUUUGGCAACAAACUGGAAUCUCCUACCUCUGCCUCCCAGGACAAGCGGUUGAGGCUGUAUCACGGCACUCCCCGAGCCCUCCUGCACCCACUGCUCCAGGACCCUUUCGAACAAAAUAAACACAUGACCCUCAUUGAGAGCUGCAGCCUGCAAUACGCCCUGAGGCCACACCCGCUCCUGGAGCCCGUGUUCCAUCUUCUUCCCCAGAACCUUCUGGUGUCUGGUCUGCAGCACAUCCCUGGCCUCCUUCCAGCUCAUGGAGAAAAGGGGGACACCCUCCGAAAGCCUCGCCUUCAGAAGUCUGUCACAUGGUAUUUGGAUGAUUUAUUCUUCACGCUGUAUCCUUCCCUUGAGAAGUUUGAGGAAGAGCUUCUGGAACUCCUCAUCAGUGAUAACUUCCGGGAGGGAGACAGUCCACUAGAUGGCAGCACGCUGGAGAUCUUGGAGCGCCGCCUGUGUGUGGGCGUGCACAAUGGUCUGGGCUUCGUGCAGAGGCCACACGUGGUGGUGCUGGUGCCCGAGAUGGAUGUGGCCUUGACGCGCUCUGCCAGUUUCAGCAGGAAAGUUGGCUCCUCUUCGAAGACCAGCUCUGGAAACCAGGCUCUAGUUUUGAGAAGCCGCCUCCGACUCCCUGAAAUGGUCCAUCACCCUGCGUUUGCCAUAGUCUUUCAACUGGAGUACGUGUUCACCAGCCCUUCUGGAGUGGACAGCAAGGCAGCCUCAGUCACCUCUUUGUCCAGUGUGGCGUGUAUGCACAUAGUUCGCUGGGCUGUUUGGAACCCCUUGCUGGAAUCUGGCUCCGGGAAGGUGAUCUUACCUCUGCAGGGUGGGAUCCGGCCCAACCCCUCACACUGUUUGGUCUAUAAAGUAACCCCUGCCAGCAUGAGCUCUGAAGAGGUGCAGCAAGUGGAGUCAGGGACUGUCCAGUUCCACUUCUCGCUGAGCCCUGAGGGACACCUGGACACACCCAAGGGGCUGGUCCACAGCCCUGAGGCGGAGCGGCAGCCCUCCAGGAAGCCACCCACAUCUCCUACAAACCUGCCAGCACUGCCGCCCCAGGGGCUCGCUGCCCUCCAGGACUCGCCGGUGGGACCAGGGUUGUCCCUUUCCCAGCUGGCAGCUUCCCCACAGCCUGCCACCCGCUGCCGCUCAGCCACACCCCCUCCACGGCAACCCGACAGCUGUAAGCCCCCGCCGGCCCAGGAGCAGGAGCCCCCCUCGGAGGGCAGGAUCUCUCACCUGGAGGCCCAGCUGAGCCAGGCGUCCUUGGUCCUGGGAGCCUCUGUUGCUGAACAGCUGCAGGAGCUGCCUUUUAUGCCGGUGCACGCCCCGAUUGUUGUGGGAGCCCAGACCAGGAGCUCUGGAAGUAAGCUCUCACGAGCCUCAAUGGUGCUCCUGCAAGCCUGCGGCUUUCCUGAGAUUCUGGAUGCCAAUAAGCAACCAGCCGAGGCUGUAAAUCCUACAGAUCCUGUGAAAUUCAACCCCCAAAAGGAAGAAUCAGAUUGUCUACAAAGCAACGAGAUAGUACUGCAUUUUCUUGCCUUUAGCAGAGUGUCCCAGGACUGCCAGGGAGCACCGUGGCCAAAGACCGUGUAUUUCACCUUCCAGUUCUAUCGCUUCCCACCCAUGACAACGCCACGCUUGCAGCUGAUCGGGCUGGAUGAAACGGGCAAGACAGGCUCUGGUUCCCUGUUGUAUCUCCUGGUUCUCACUGACAAAGAUGGCUCCUCUGAUGCUGGGGCACCUGGCUUUCAACUCAAGUACCUGGUGGAACCUGGGUUCCUGAAACCCGGAGAACAGCGCUGGUUCACCCACUACCUGGCUGCUCAGACCCUCCAGAUCGACGUCUGGGAUGGAGACUCCUUGCUGCUCGUGGGAUCUGCAGCCGUCCAGAUGAAGCAUCUCCUCCGCCAAGGACGGCCGGCUGUGCAGGUCCUGCAUGAGCUUGAGGUCGUGGCGACUGAAUAUGAACAGGAUGUGGUGGUGAGUGGAGAUGUGACCAGAUUUGGCUGUGUCAAGCCCAUCGGUGUCUACACAGUGGUAAAGGGCUGGCUGCACCUGACGUUGGCCAACGUGGGUCAUGUGUGUGAGCAGAGAGUGAGAGAUUCCAGCUCAUUGCCACCUUCCAGGUCACGGGUCAUUUCGAAUGAUGGAGCCAGACACUUCGAGGGAGGCAGUCUCAUCUCGCGCGGGGGUCCGAGAUCAGUAAAAAAUGUUGUCCAAGCACAGAAGCUGGCUGAUGUGGACCGUGAGCUGGCUGCCAUGCUGUUCACCCACAUGCAACAUGGGAGCAAGGGGCCCCAAGGUGCUUGCCGUGAGGGGGAUGCCGUCCGCAGGCGCAAGCUGGAGCGGAUGAGGUCCGUGCGCCUUCAAGAGUCCAGAGGAGAGCUCAGCUGCUGGGGGGCCAGCAUGUUGAUUCAGCAGAAUAUCCGCGCACAGCACGCACGCGACCUGCAGGUCAUUGCUGCCUAUCGGGAGCGUACGAAGGCAGAGAGCAUCACCAGUGCACUGAGCCUGGCCAUCACCACGAUGCACACAAUCCACGUCACACUGGGCACUGCCGAGUUCUUCGAGUUUGCCCUUAGGAACCCCCACAACACACAGCACACAGUGACCAUUGAGGUGGACAAUCCUGAGCUCAGCAUCAUCCAGGACAGUCAGGAGUGGAGAUACUUCAAAGACGCGGCCAAGCUGCACACGCCGGUGGAGGAGGACAUGUUCCAUCUGAGGGGCAGCCUUGCCCCGCAGAUCUUCCUGCGCCCACGAGAGACCGCCCACAUCCCCUUCAAAUACCAGACCUUCUCUGUAGGGCAACUGGCCCUGGCACAGCCCUCUGCUGAGCUCAGAUCUGAGAAGGACACGGAUACCGGAUUGCCCCAGAAAUCCAGUGCAAUGCCCACUAAGCAUGCUAAGGUCUUGUUCCGGGGUAGUGGCGGUAAGCCCAUCGCCGUGCUUUGCCUAACCGUGGAGACCCAGCCCCAUGUGGUGGACCAGGUUUUCCGCUUCUACCACCCAGAGCUCACCUUCCUGAAGAAGGCCAUCCGCCUGCCUCCCUGGCACACGCUUCCAGGUGCUCCUGUGGGAAGACCUGGUGAGGAGCCCCCAGUCCAUGUCCGAUGUAGCGACCCCAACGUCAUCUGCGAGACCCAGAAUGUGGGCCCCAGGGAGCCUCGGGACGUGUUCCUGAAGGUGGCCAGCGGUCCAAGCCCAGAGAGCAGAGACUUCUUUGUCGCCGUUUACGCGGAUCGUUGGCUGGCGACACCCGUCCAAAUAUGGCAGGUCUACCUCCACUCCUUGCAGCGUGUGGACGUCUCCUGCGUCACAGGCCAGCGGACACGCCUAUCCCUUGUCCUUCGAGGGACACAGACGGUUAGGAGAGUGCAGGCUUUCACCUCACACCCUCAGGAGCUGAAGACUGACCCCAAAGGUAUGUUCGUGCUGCCACCACAUGGGGUGCAGGACCUGCAUGUCGGUGUGAGGCCCCGCAGGGCAGGGAGCCGGUUCAUCCACCUCAACCUGGUCGACGUGGACUACCACCAGCUGGUGGCCUCAUGGCUCGUGUGCCUCUCCUGCCGCCCGCCUCUCAUCUCCAAGGCUUUCGAGAUCACACUGGCUGCAGGGAAAGGCAGAGGCGCCAACAAGCGGAUCACCUACACCAACCCUUACCCCUCCCAGAGGACCUAUCACCUGUACAGCGACCACCCUGACCUGCUGCAGUUCAGAGAGGACUCCUUCCAGGUUGGGGGAGGAGAGACCUACACCAUUGGCCUGUGGUUCGCACCUCGGCAGAGCCCCGGGGAGGAGGAGAUUCUGAUUUACAUCAAUGACCACGAAGACAAAAAUGAAGAAGCGUUCUGCGUCAAGGUCGUGUACCAGUAAAGGAGCAGCCGGAGGUGCUGUUGGGGCUUCCUGUCCUGGGGGCUCUGUAGCCUUUUGUCCCCUCGAUGACCUGCUGGGGCUGCUGGUGAGCAUGGCCGAGGGUGGUGUGCGCGCCGUGCCCCUGCCCAGUCCUCCUGCCCAAGUAAGCGCUGCUGUCACCAGCUGUGCCACGAGCCCCGCGGGCGUCCUCAGGGUACGAGGCUCGUUUCUUCUGCUGCACUCUGGCUGUUGUCACUGUCUAUGACAUGUUGAUUUACUUUUUAGGAAUAUAUAUUUUAUGAAUCAUCUUAAGUGAUAAAAUUAUGUAUUCUUACUGGAUUUUGUACAAACAUUAUUUGCUAUGCAAUAUUUUAUAUUGGUGUCCUUUCAUAUCUUUUUUUAAGUUACAUAUGAAAUACUAAACUUUUGCCUGUUUUCUCUCUU
Messenger RNA from Nyctereutes procyonoides (raccoon dog), 5154 nucleotides. It is a transcript of the gene NPHP4, whose product is annotated as nephrocystin 4. Gene Ontology annotation, cellular component: ciliary basal body; cytoskeleton; non-motile cilium. NCBI's taxonomy places the organism in Eukaryota, Metazoa, Chordata, Mammalia, Carnivora, Canidae. The coding region runs from base 337 to 4731 and encodes 1464 amino acids. The record is from RefSeq and is a predicted model, not a curated record. The transcript has 32 exons. Gene Ontology annotation, biological process: protein localization to ciliary transition zone; negative regulation of canonical Wnt signaling pathway.